Molecule: messenger RNA, 2343 nt
Organism: Malurus melanocephalus (red-backed fairy wren)
Lineage: Eukaryota; Metazoa; Chordata; Aves; Passeriformes; Maluridae
Gene: KIF18B
Product: kinesin family member 18B
Exons: 11
Coding region: 1-2343 (780 amino acids)
Biological process (GO): microtubule-based movement; mitotic sister chromatid segregation; microtubule depolymerization
Cellular component (GO): kinesin complex; mitotic spindle astral microtubule; nucleus
Molecular function (GO): plus-end-directed microtubule motor activity; microtubule binding; ATP hydrolysis activity
Source: RefSeq, a predicted model, not a curated record
AUGGAUCGUCGGGGGUUCCGUUGGUGCCAGCAYAGCUCCACGAGCGACAACGCUCCAGGGCUGCCGGGCACCGGUGGAUUCCUGAGCGCGAGUGACAACGGCCGGGCUGUCCCGCGACCGACGCUCCCGGCAGCUCCCGGUCGCACUCGGAUCGCUGCUCUCAGCACGGGCGCUGCAGCGGAGACGAUUGCAGAGCCCAUUCUCGCUGAACGAGCUCCUGAACCUAUUCCUCCUCAGAUCUGGUACAUGAGAACCCAGAUCGCCAGAUUGGGAACCGCGUCCCCCAGCAGCGCCAUGGCGCAGCCCAAGGUCCCCACUGGGGCGCAGAGCCUCCCGCCCCAGGAGGGCUCCGUGGCCGUGGUGCUGCGUGUGCGGCCCCCCGUCCCCGAGGAGCGGGCUGAGCCCCUGGUGCUGCGCGUCCAGAACCAGCACAUGGUGCUGCUCAGCCCCGAGGGGCCCGGCGGAGCCCGCAGCACCGCCCGCCGCCGCAARACCCUCAAAUUUGUGUUCGACCACGUUUUUGACGAGGAGGCCACGCAGGAGGAGGUGUUCCAGCACACCACACUCCCUCUGCUGGACUCUCUCCUCGACGGCUACAACUGCUCCGUGUUUGCCUACGGCGCUUCAGGAGCCGGCAAAACCCACACAGUGAUGGGCUCCAAGGCCAGCCCCGGCAUGGUGCAGCUGGCCACGGUGGAGCUGUUCAAGAGGCUCGAGGCCAUGAAGGACAAGAGCUAUGAGGUCCUCGUCUCCUACCAGCAGGUGUACAAAGAGCGUGUCUACGACCUGCUGGUGCCCCAGGGCCCGCUGAACAUCCGGGAGGAGCCCGGGAAAGGAGCCGUGGCACAGGGUCUCUCCUUCCACCAGCCCACGUCACCAGAGCAGCUCCUGGACAUGUUGGCCAAGGGCAAUAAAAACCGUGCACAGCGUCACACCAAGGCCAACGCCACCUCGUCCCGCUCCCACGCCAUCUUCCAGAUCCAGGUGAAGCAGUGGGAUCUCGCUGGUGGCUUGGCCGGGGCUCCGUAUGUGUCCAAGUUGAGCUUCAUCGACCUGGCGGGCUCGGAGCGAGUCGGGGACAGCCAGGACGGGGGCGAGGGGCUCUUGGAGGGCACCAGCAUCAACCGCUCGCUGCUGGCCUUCAAAAGCGUCGUCCGUGCGCUGACCGCAGCCAAGGGCGGGCAGAACUACGUGCCGUUCCGGGACAGCAAACUGACCCGCCUGCUGAAGGACUCGCUGGGCGGCAACUGCCGCAGCGCCGUGAUCGCGGCCGUGAGCCCCGCCGCGUCCGCCGGCCUCGACACCUGCAGCACGCUGCGCUUCGCCAGCCGGGCCAGGCACAUCCUGCUGCCGCCCGUGCAGCCGCAGCGCCCCGCGAUGCCUACCGGCAGCCCCAAAGCAGCCUCCCUGCCCGAUGUGCAGUUACAGCCCAGGACACCAAAUUCCCCUCCGCAGGAGCUGUCCGGGCACCAGGAAAUGAGCCUCUGCCCUGACGCAAUGACUGCGAAGAUGGAGGAGGAGGAGGAGGAGGAGGUCCUGGCGCUGGAGGAGUCUGUAGGGCUGGAGGAGGCCACAGGACUGGAGGAGUCCACAUGGCUGGAGGAGGCUAUGGAGCCGGAUGAGGCUGCAGGGCUGGAGGACACUGCAGCUCCCAGCAGCCCCGCAGAGCCCAGUGAGGCUGGCCCAGCCCCGGGAAUGCAGCUGAGCUGUGUCGCCAAGGUGCCUGUCACCAUGCCCGAACCCCUUGUGCCCAGCGCCGACCCAGGAUGCUCCCAGGACUCUCCGGAGCUCUCUCCAUGCUCCAGUCCCAGGCCGAUGUCUCCCGGGCCGGUCAAGAGGAUGCCCGAGCCGAGCAACGAUUCCCAGUCAGAAAAUUCCCGCAGCUCCCAAACACGGAGAAAGCACCAGCAGGGACGUGGGAAGGCAGCAGAGACUUCCCAGGCAGCGCAGAGCCCCGUGCAGAGCCCCGCUGUGUCCCUGGGGCCCCGCUGUGCCACUCCCCAGCCCACCCCGGCACCAGGGGCUGCACCGACCCCCAGCCCCCUCCCCGGGCCGGCUCCAGAGCUGCGACCCCCAAGUGCUGAGCAGUGGGCAAAGCUCCGAGCAGCUGCCUUGCUUCUGGCCUCCAGCCCCCCGCCCAGGGCUCAAACUCCAAACGGCUCCAGUUCCUUUCUGUUCGGUUCUUCCUGCAGUACCCCGAGCAUCCUCCUCUGCCCCCCAGUGCUCCCCUGCCCCCCACUGCCCCCCUUCCCCUGGUUCCAGCUGCGUCACCGCCCUUGUGUCCCCUCUGUUGGCUCAGCCCUGUUUGUUUGUUUGCAGGUUAUGGGUGGCUUUAGGAAAUAA